UUGAGAUGUGUUUUAGCAGCAGUAAAUGGCACACAGCAGAAGAAAGAGGAGGAGAAAAUUGACAUCGAGAGCUUCAUCAACGGAGUUCGUGCUCGUGGCGGAACACUUGUCGUCGCAAAACAGAAGAAUGUGAGUGAAGCGGCUAGGGAACUCAGCAUUAAUGUUGGCGAUAUCCUUGAGGUUUUGGAUGAUAGCGGCGAGUGGUGCUGUUUGCGCACCCCAACCGGCCAGACUGGCCAUGUUCCACGUCGUUGUAUUGAAGUUCUAGAGGAGAACAUGGCAGGACCUAGUAGACGUUCACUUCCUCACGAUCGCUCCAAGUCACCGCGGGAGAAGAAAAUAUCAAUUUCCAAACGCAGCAGCGGAACGACACGCAAGUUCAAGAAAGCCCCACAGGAACCUGAGACCGAGGUGUCCGAAACUGCCAGUACUGAUGAAAACUACGACGGUGGAGACUACGUGCGUCGAAGUACUUCUAGUCGUACAAUGAAGCAUCACUCUUGCGUUUCCUGCUGCGACGGUGGAGCCCGUUCCUGCCACCAUCACCAUCACUCUAUGUCACCUCCAAAACAAGAACCCGUGGCUAUGGCCACGGGCCAACAGUACCAGUCAAUGAACGUGCAGCCUUUGCAACAGCGUCCCACUGGUCAGCCCAUCAUACACCAGGGUGCUAAUGGCCAGCCAUCGGUUAUUGUGGUCCCCUCAGCACCCAGUCAACCGGCUCCUCCUAGACCUCCCCCUGUGCACUAUUUGGUGACUCCACCACCACCACCACCACCGCCACCACAACCUGCACCACCUCCACAACCACUCAUUGUUCCAAUGCCUUACCCGAUGCAGCAGCCGAUGAUGCAACCACCCAUGAUGGCACCGCCUGCGAUGGCACCAACUAUGAUGCCACCUCCUAUGAUGCAGCCUAACAUGGGAUCCUAUGGAAUAUAUGGCACACUUCCACGUGGAACACCAGUUCCCAUGGACCCUUUCUACGACGGAUACAUGGAUUACGAAGGAUUUAGACGUAGACGCUCGUCGCCCUCACCUAGAAGAAGCACACGGCACAAGCAAAAGGGCAAUGGGAGGAGGAAGAAGAAGGUUGAUCGCUCAAAGAGUGACAGAAGUAGCAGCAGCAGUAGUAGUAGCAGUAGCAGUAGUAGUAGUAGUAGUAGCAGCUCUAGUCGAAGCAGUUCAUCCCGUUCAAGCGAUAAUAAAGGACGCUCAAAGGGCAAGAAACACGUUAAGUCAAAGAAGGAGAAUAUUCCACAGGCUCCGCCACCACCGCCACCCCCUCCAAAGGAAGACACUUAUGCACCCCAUAUGGAGACGAUGAAUAGGGAGUUGCAGGAGCGCAUGAAAGCAAUGCGUGAGGGCAACUCCAAUGGACUAAAACCGGCAUCACGUCGAAAGUUAAACGACUCCUGGAACGCCUCUCAAGUCUCCUCCAAUGGUGCCGAUCCGGCCACAGAGAUAGCUCGGUUGGCUAACAAGUUUGGCACCGCACAGGUUCGUCUAAGAAUCAUAAUCUCUGCUACACAUUCAGCCGAAAUCGUGCUCUCUAAUCUCAUUCACACUGUCGCCAAAACAGGUUGGGAGGGGAGGGGAUGUUACAGCCUUAACGCAAGUUUUGCCUUUUUCAGGUGA
Messenger RNA from Hydatigera taeniaeformis, 1638 nucleotides. The record is from the annotation of a GenBank genome assembly. NCBI's taxonomy places the organism in Eukaryota, Metazoa, Platyhelminthes, Cestoda, Cyclophyllidea, Taeniidae.